This is a messenger RNA of Alosa sapidissima (American shad), 5490 nucleotides long. It is a transcript of the gene vwa5b2, whose product is annotated as von Willebrand factor A domain containing 5B2. Bases 140 to 4195 code for a protein of 1351 amino acids. The transcript has 22 exons. The record is from RefSeq and is a predicted model, not a curated record. NCBI's taxonomy places the organism in Eukaryota, Metazoa, Chordata, Actinopteri, Clupeiformes, Clupeidae.
CUGUGAACGAGGAGGGAAUUGAUAUGCGCUCCGGCGAACAGUGAGUGACGCGGGGUUAACAGGCAAAUACAGAGGAAGGAUGGAGUGAAACUAACCUUCACUGUCACCAGAGGAACUGCGAGGAAAUUGUAGAAAGAAUAUGCCUGGCCUAAGAAACAGGUCUACCUGGGCACCUCUGCUCCUGAAAACCUCCUGCAUCAAGUCCUGUGCCAAAGGCUGCUCCCUGGGCCUCACUGCCCACCUCACCUAUGCCAACAUAGAGCCAGUGCCAGUGGAGGGGGUGUUUGUGUACCCACUGGCUGAGAAGGAGGCGGUGGUGGGCUUUGAGGCGUCCAUCGCGGGCCGGCUCGUCAGCGUGCAGAUCCAGAGCCGGGGCAAGCUGGAGGACUGUUGCCUGGACUGCUGCCCCACCUCCGCCUUAGACACCCAGUGCACCAAUGGCAAGGACUGGUGCUGCUGUGGCAACUCCAGCCAGGACAUGCAGUGCACCAAUGGACACCUGAUUUUGGAUGAGGACCUGGAGCGAGGCACCUUCAUCAUCAGCAUCGGACUCAUUGGCUCCAUGGAGAUUGUGUCUGUCAUUAUCAGCACUACUCAGGAAUUACCCACCCUAGAGAAUGGAGCGAUCCGUCUCGUGUUCCCCACAGUCCUCACACCCAUAGUGAGGGCGCGGAUGGUGCCAACCAAGAGUGAAAAUGGGGGUCGCUCAGAGGAAAAUGGUUCAACCAGUUGUUUUGGUACCAGUCCUGGCAAGGCAGACCGGCUGCUGGGAUCCAGCCUGCAGUGUGUCCACGCCAUCUUCACCAGCCCUGCCACCAACCUCUCGCCCUAUGAGCUCAGCUUCCAGCUACUGGUCAGAGGGGCAUGUCUUCUGGCAGGCCUGGAGAGCCCCACCCACCCACUGCGGGCUGAUGCUGACCCCAGCGCCCAGUCAGCCUCUGUUACCUGCAUCACACUGGCCGAGGAGCACCCUUACGACCGGCACCUCGAGAUCAUCCUCCACCUGAGUGAGCCUCACAGCCCAUUGGUCAUCCUGGAAAGGGGGCGGCUCACUUUCAGCCAAUACGAGCAGCAGAUCAGUGCACGCCGUGACUUCGUUCGCUGUGCUCGCAAGGAUCCUGAGUCAGAGAAAAAGCUGGAGUUUGUGAGGAAGCGCUACCAUAAGGACAUCCUGUGCAGCCCGGUGCUGAUGCUGAACUUAUGCCCGGACCUGCUGUCCGAGCCGCCCCAGCUGCAGAGGGCAUCUCGGGAGCUGCUCUUUCUCAUCGACCGCAGCGGCAGCAUGAGUGACCUCAACAUCAGCAAGAUCAAGGAAGGGAUGCUGGUGGCCAUUAAAAGUGUCCCUCCUGGGACGAUGCUCAACAUCAUCGGCUUUGGCUCCACCGUCAAGACCCUGUUCACCACCAGCAAGCCUUGUUCUGAUGCCACCCUAGCCCAGGCCUGUGAGUACCUGCAGAGGAUGCGGGCGGACAUGGGGGGCACCAACCUGCUGGCUGCCCUGGGAUGGGUGUACCAGCAGCCUACCCACCGCAGCUGCCCACGCCAGCUCUUCAUCCUCACAGACGGCUCCGUCAGCAACGUGGGCAAAGUGCUGGAGCUGGUGCGCAGGAACACCUGCUCAGCCAGGUGCUUUGGUCUGGGCCUGGGUCCACGGGCCUGUAGACGGCUUCUCCAAGGGGUUGCCAAGGUGACCGGCGGCGGUGCCGAGUUCUUGAGUGAUGAUGAGAGGCUGCAACCGAAGCUCAUCAAAUCCCUGAAGAAAGCUCUUGAGCCUGUCCUGACUGAUGUUCGCAUUGACUGGUAUGUGCCUGACAAUAUGGAGGCUCUCCUUUCACCCAAUGAAAUCCCUCCACUCUACCCUGGCAGUCGUCUGAUUGGCUACUGCACCUUGUAUGAUGUGGCGCCAUUCAGAAGCAGGAAGAAUGAGGUGAGAGGGCGCUCGUACCGAGGCGCGUCCCGCGGCUCCCUGGGCUCUGUGUUCGGCCAGGUGCAGGACGAGCUGCCCAAUCCGUCUGAGGUGCUGCAGCAGUUCCUGGCGCUGCCGGGCGAGGAGGAGGACCUUGAGGAGGCCCUCAGGGAGAUCUCCCGGGAAAUCUCCUCCGAGUUCUCCUGCGCCAAGGCCUCCGACGUCGACAACAAUAGCACAGCCUUGGAGCUGGAGCCCUACAGUGACGUGCGGCAGCGGAUCGAGGAGGCGUCCUACGUGCAGGACCAGUAUGUUCUGACCCGCUGCUCCAUCAGCAGCGACCGCGGCCUCCUCUCUGCCUCCCCUGCUGCCUCUGACUGGACCAGCCCUAGCCUGGACACAGGCUCCCUGCCCCAGGGCCUGGAGAGGGUGGCCCCCCCAGACACACGUGGCCUCUCUCGCUGGGAGUCCCCCUGGCAGCACACCCCUCCCUCGGAGAACACUGACCCCAGCCCUGGGAAGGCUGGCAGGCUGGCGGAACGUGAGGAGUGUCGUCGCAGGCAGAGGGCGCUGGCGCGCUGUGCCAUGUCUGCACGCAGCUUUUCAUCUCCGCAGGGCGAGCUGGACAUGCACCGGCUGCGGCGGGCCCUGGAGAAGGUCUCCUUCGACCAGGCGGUGGGCGGGCGGCUGGAGGAGAGCGACAGCGAGACGCAGCCCAGCCUCAGGGGAGCACUGUCUCGCAGGAGCUUGACCGACUCCAAUGGCUUGCUUUUUCCAGCCUCCCCUCUGGAUUGGGAUGGCUUCACCGACCCGGAGUGCUUCUUUGCAGCCGCACCAUCUGACGAGCCCCAGGCUCUGCAGGCCCGGUCCCUCAUCCAUGGCUUGCUGGGGGGCCGGCCCGUGUCCUGGGAGGUGGCUGUGGACCUGAGCCCACUCUGGGCCCCUCCGAGCCCCACACCGCCAGCAGCUGACCCCUGGGGAGAGAUUGUGCAUCAGCUGGCCGCUCGCUCUGUGAUCCGUGACUUUGAGAACAUGUCAGAAAAAGAAUCCGACAUCGAGCAAGGGCCAAUGAAGAGGUACAGGAUGAAGGCCAUUCAGACCAGUAAGAGCUGCAACAUCAUCUGCAUGUAUACGGCCUUCACCGCCACAGACUCCAGCAGCACCAGCACCAGCAAGGGCCUCAAGGACGCACCCCAACCCCUCAGCUCAGCAGGGGUGCGUUUCGGUGCGAGGCGCAGCUCCCACGCAGGCGGCAGCAGGAGGCAGAGGUCCUACUCGGUGGGUCUGGGUCGCAGGCCAUCCAGCCGGGACAGUGAGGAGCUGGAGGACACCUUUACCUCCACAGACAGAGACGACACCCCCGCCUCCCCCUGCAGUCUGACCUCCUGGGAGAGCAGUACAGGCCCCGCCGCUCACCCUGCCAGCCCCUCCGGCACCUCCACCCGCUCACAGCGCUCCAUAGAGAGCCGCUCCGUGGAGAGCUUCUUCGGCUCCAGGUUUAAUCUGGGGAGGCUGAUGUCCAGUAACGCCUCAGGAAGGCAGGCAGCCCUGAAGCCUCACUGUCUGUCUGCAGAGGCAGAGAAGCACACAGAGACAGACACCCCCAACUACCUGCCUCUGGUGCAUCUGCAGUUGGCUUCCGGUGCUUUCUGUCUGAACGAGUCCUACUCCGAGUGCAUCCAGAUCCCUCUGGAGCGCCUGAAGAGGGCGUCCCCGUACACCAGCCACCGCAGUAGCCUGAGCCCCCCCAUCCGCUGCACCUCUCCCCCAGUCAACCCAGAGGAGACGCCAUCCCCAAACCAGGCUCCAGCUCCAGCCCUGGCCCCUGGCUUCACCAGGGUGUCUGCAAGGCCCAGUGUGGGGCGCUGCCUUGGGGCCGACACUGUCCUCUCUGAACCCCUCAGCUUGGAAGAGGGCUCCCCGGAGCUGGCUGGCGGGGUCCCCCAAGCGGACAGCGGGCGCGGGUCGGAGACGGAUAUGUGCGAAGCCUCCCUUCUGGAGCCUGCUGAGCUGCCAGGGGAUGUGGUGCUGGCCCAGGUGGAACUGGAGAGCCUGAGCUGGGCCACAGCGGUGGCCUUGGCCUGGCUGGAGCACCGGUGCGCCGGCUACUUCGUGGAGUGGGAGCUGAUUGCCGCCAAGGCGGAUUUCUGGCUGCGUGGCCAGCUGCUGCCCGAAGGACUGGACCUGGCGGGGCUUAAGGCGGCCGCACGGCAGCUGUUCCUGCUGCUGCGCCACUGGGACGAGAACAUCCAGCUCAACAUGCUGUGCUACAACCCCAACAACAUGUGAUCCACGCUAUGCUAUACUGUGCUACAACCCCAACAACAUGUGAUCCACGCUAUGCUAUGCUGUCCUACAACCCCAACAUGUGAUCCACGCUAUGCUAUGCUGUGCUACAAGCCCAACAACAUGUGAUCCACGCUAUGCUACGCUGUGCUACAACCCCAACAACAUGUGAUCCACGCUAUGCUAUGCUGUGCUACAACCCCAACAUGUAAUUCAUGCUACGCUAUGCUACAACAUAGAUAUUAUAAAAGGUAGAUGCCGCAUUGUACUCCAGAACAUAUGUAAAUAGUGCCACCUUCAUGGUGGGGUCAAAAAUCACUGGAGGUCAAUGAAGAAACUGAAAGGUGGAAAUCAGACAGGUGUCUCUGAUUGCCGACAAGUGUUGCCCAUAGAGAGUAAAGUGUUUGCCCCCAGCAAUAGAACUUGACGGACAAUGCGGUAUCUAGCUUUGUAAUAUGCAUGUGCUUCAACCCCAAUAUGUGAUCCACUCUAUGUUAUGCUAUGAUUCCUACUAUGGUGUGCUGCUGCUUCACCCUCAACAACAUAAAGGUGAAGUUUCUGCAGCUCUAUGCCUCAACUUUACUGCUGCAACCUUAGUAGCAUGAUAAAGCACAUGGGGUUCCAGCUACCACACCACCUGCAACCCCAAAAACAAGCUUUUCUAUGCUGCUACUACCAAAUGCAAUGUCAUGCUACUGCUGUGCUAUGCUACUGUGACAACCACAUAAGACUAGCCACAAUCCUCAGGCUAUGUUCCUGCCAUGUGUGAUCCGGGCUACACUAAGCCUACGACUAGGAUACAUGAUUAAGGCCAUGCUUCUGCAUUCUUUUUCUUUUGUUUUUACUUUAGAGGCGUUUGCAUUCAAUUGACAUAGGACAGCAGAGAUUGACAGAGCAUGAAUGGAAAGAGUGGAGGGAGUAGAAUCGGCAAAUGGUCAUUGGGGUAAACGGGCACUUAAGCCCUACUGUGGUAUGGAUGCUGCCGUUUGCACUACAGCUGCCCUCAGGUCCUAGCCUGAUGAGCCAGACCCACAUGCCAGUAGGGUGCGUCUAGAUUUCUAGGUUACUUAAGUCCUACAAUGCCUCAAAUGUGACUCAAAGUAUCCUACUGCUGCAAACCCAUUGCCUUGAGAUUCAGGCUAAUUAAGUGCUAUUAUUAUAUUCACAGGCUACAUUUGUUCACAUCAAUCUUUAGGUCUUUUUCCAACUUAAUUUGUUUCCUUGAUUUUUUAACUAGGUGGAAGAAAUGUACUUUAUAUUACCGUAUUUUCCGGACUAUAAGUCGCACCGGAGUAUAA